AUGUCUCCAACUGCUCACUCGUCUUCAGAUAAGAAGCAAUCAGGUAUUGCCAGAGUCUUGGGAUCUGCCACUGCAGGUAUUGCUGAAAUUGGUGUAUUCCACCCUGUUGACACAAUUUCCAAGAGAUUGAUGUCAAAUCAUGGUAGAGUUACUUCAGCACACCAAUUAAACACAAUUAUAUUCAAAGAUGCUGCAUCUCAACCAUUGGUUAAGAGACUCUUUACUUUGUUUCCCGGUUUAGGAUAUGCCGCUUGUUACAAGAUUUUACAGAGAGUGUAUAAAUAUGGUGGUCAACCAUUUGCCAAUGAAUUCUUAACCAAGAAUUUCAAAGACAAUUUCGAUUCAGCUUUUGGUCCUAAAACUGGUAAGGCUUUGAUGAGCGCUACUGCUGGGUCAUUGAUCGGUAUCGGUGAGGUUGUUUUGUUGCCAUUAGAUGUCUUGAAAAUCAAACGUCAAACAAACCCAGAAUCUUUUAAAGGUAGGGGAUUUCUCAAAAUUUUACAAGAUGAAGGUUUAGGAUUAUACAGAGGUUGGGGGUGGACCAUGGCUAGAAACGCACCGGGCUCAUUUGCAUUGUUUGGAGGUAACUCGUUUGCUAAAGAAUACAUUUUCGGUUUGAAAGAUUACAGUCAAGCUACAUGGACCCAAAAUUUCAUUACUUCCAUUUUCGGUGCUAGUGCGUCAUUGAUUGUCAGUGCUCCAUUGGAUGUCAUCAAGACUAGAAUCCAAAAUAGAAACUUUGAUAAUCCAGAAAAGGGUUUCACUAUUUUGAAAAAUAUGUUCAAGAAUGAAGGUAUAACUGCAUUCUUUAAAGGGUUGACUCCUAAAUUGUUAACCACUGGACCAAAAUUGGUGUUUUCUUUUGCCAUGGCUCAAUCAUUGAUCCCUGCAUUUGAUAAAUUGUUAAGCAAAUAA
Lodderomyces orthopsilosis Co 90-125 is the source of this 915-nucleotide messenger RNA. RefSeq names its product Yhm1p (gene YHM1). Bases 1 to 915 code for a protein of 304 amino acids. Gene Ontology annotation, molecular function: guanine nucleotide transmembrane transporter activity. NCBI's taxonomy places the organism in Eukaryota, Fungi, Ascomycota, Pichiomycetes, Serinales, Debaryomycetaceae. Gene Ontology annotation, cellular component: mitochondrion. The transcript has a single exon. The record is from RefSeq and is a predicted model, not a curated record.